Ilex paraguariensis (yerba mate) is the source of this 465-nucleotide messenger RNA. Lineage: Eukaryota; Viridiplantae; Streptophyta; Magnoliopsida; Aquifoliales; Aquifoliaceae. The record is from the annotation of a GenBank genome assembly.
ACAAUCACCAUGGGAGGAGGUGCUCCGUACCAAGCUCUCUACAUGCCAACUACGGGGUACCAAGGACUGCAACGACCCCCAUUUUCACCCUAUGUGUCCAUGAGGCCAAGGAUGGGAAUGGGGAUGGGGAUCGACAUUGGAUUUGGAUUGGAAAUGUAUAGAAUGCCUUGUUCCAGCAUUCUUCCUUGCAGUAUUCGAGUUCCUUCCCCAAUUCUGAAUCAAUCAAUGUCAACAGUCACAAAUUUACCUGGACUAAAUGGAUCAGGAGCUUUUCCAAUCCCUCAGGUGCAACAACUUAAACUCAAUUCUUCUCAAUUAUUUCUUGCUCAAAGUUCGACUAGUACAACACCAUCAAUUUAUGUUACGAGAUGUACAACCCAAGGAGAGUCUAGCUCUCGAACCAUGCCAAGAAUCGCUGAUGAAAACCACCAUCUGUCGAGUCAGGUUCAUUCUUUUCUUAGUUGA